AUGUCAUCACCGACCAUAUACGCGGAGCUUCUGACAAACAUCCGUCAGCUCUCUGUCGCAGUCACCCUCCCCUCGCCCGCCGACAGAAGCACACAAGGGGUCGUCGCCUCAGACGGCGCGACGCUGACCAUCGCACACGCGGGCUCCCAAACACACUUCUCCCUCCCGGGCAAAGUCGUCGCGCCAAGGAACGGCGUCCUCCCCUCGCCGCACCCAGGAUCUCUCAUCUUAUCAUGGCGUCUGCCUCUAUCCGAGACCUCGGCGCUCACGGCGCGCGGCCCGCUCGAUGAACCCGUGCCAUGGGCCGCGACAGACCUGCUCGCCGAGUCCGCAGUGAGGUGCAGAAGUUGCGAGGAGGUCGUCGUGUCUGAAGGGAAGGUGAGGGAGUGGAAGGACCUGCCGAGCGAGAACUGGGCCGAGAUGAUGGACUUCUGGCAUUGUCAUAAGCCGACGGACCAUGAGCACGGCGAGGAGCCCGAGCAUCUGGCGAAGCGCGGGUACGGUGCCAACUCGAGCAUUGCUGCGCAGAAUGGCGUAGGGUUGGUCGAUCUUACGUCUUUGCUAUUCACUGAGGCCGACUGCUCGGGACUGGUGUUUUCCUCCUCAUCCUUUGAAGCGGGAUCAGACACCAGCUCAGCAGUUCUGGCCGGCGAAGCUGAUCCACCGCCGAGGAUGCUCUAUGUCUUCGGCCGUGGCUGCAAGAAUCACAUCGGCUUCUUCAACGUUGCCAUCUCAUCUGUGAUGUUGUUCAAGUGGCAAGUGUCAUGUCGGACGGCUUCAAGUGGCGUCCCGCCGAGCAGCUCGGAUUGUCUCGCCGCCACGCUGAUCGCAACGAUGUCACGUUCGGGCUCGUCCAAGUCUGUGGUCGUGCCCACGUUUUCAUCGUCGCAGAGCACGGGCGACGGCGACGAGUCCAAGUCACCCUCGCUGUACCUGUGGAUCAUGAACGGAAACAUCACGUAUGCUUCUUCGCAGCGCGAGGGGAAAUGGCCGGCGAUCAAGUUGCUCUACAAGGAGAUCACCCAGCAAGAGGCAGAUUCCAUGCUGGAGACUUUGACUUCGGACGUCCAGGAGGUCAACCUUCCAACGGCGGAGAUUGCGAGGGCGACUGAGGUCCUGCGGGAUAGCAAUGGGCUUCUUCCGCAGAGUGAGAGGGUGUUCAAGGAGUUUAGCGUGGGCUUGCUGCGUAAAUGGCAGGCAGGCGAUGGGUCGUGA
This is a messenger RNA of Colletotrichum karsti, 1215 nucleotides long. RefSeq names its product snf2 family helicase. The coding region runs from base 1 to 1215 and encodes 404 amino acids. The record is from RefSeq and is a predicted model, not a curated record. NCBI's taxonomy places the organism in Eukaryota, Fungi, Ascomycota, Sordariomycetes, Glomerellales, Glomerellaceae. Gene Ontology annotation, molecular function: cyclin binding; ubiquitin protein ligase activity; ubiquitin conjugating enzyme binding. The transcript is spliced from 2 exons. Gene Ontology annotation, biological process: proteasome-mediated ubiquitin-dependent protein catabolic process; protein monoubiquitination; protein polyubiquitination. Gene Ontology annotation, cellular component: ubiquitin ligase complex; cytosol; nucleus.